Molecule: messenger RNA, 1710 nt
Organism: Scophthalmus maximus (turbot)
Lineage: Eukaryota; Metazoa; Chordata; Actinopteri; Pleuronectiformes; Scophthalmidae
Gene: crls1
Product: cardiolipin synthase 1
Exons: 7
Coding region: 168-1223 (351 amino acids)
Biological process (GO): cardiolipin biosynthetic process
Cellular component (GO): mitochondrion; membrane
Molecular function (GO): cardiolipin synthase activity
Source: RefSeq, a predicted model, not a curated record
UCUUUACGUCAUGUGCCGCAUCGGUUUACGGCAACAUGGAAGCCCACUGGUCCGAGCUGUGAUUCCCUCCGCUCUGACCGCCAGACGCUUCAAAUCACACGACAUGAGGCCGGAGACCGGCGGCACGACACCGGCGGGCCGGUAACGGACGACUCGGGGAGGCGGGGAUGACGAUGAUCGUGUGUUUGCGGAGGGUCGCGACCGCGCGGUGUGCGGGCGUGUGUUGGCUCGACGCGGCGUCAUGGCGGCACGGACGCGCACCUGUCGCCGACGGCGCGAGGCUCGGCCGCUCGCCGCCGGCGACCGGCCCGUGGCUCGUGAGGCUCAGAGGGACCGACAGCCGCGGCGUCACGUGCUGGAGUGACGUCAUGCAGCCGGUGAGGCCGACGGCGUGGAACCAGACGCGCGUAGCCUCGCUGCCGCACCGGGGAGGUCACGAGAGGUCAGCGCUUAGUCUGCGGUCCGUGCUGUACCCCGGCGCUCGUGCGCUCUGCAGCGGGAAGACGAACGAGACACCGGACAGCCCCCCCGCGGCAGGGGCAGGGGCAGGGGCCGCGGACCGGACAGAGGCCGGUGCGGUGCCCGGACAGGGACUGUUCAAGUUCAAAGAGCUGUAUGAGAACCCGUGGACGAUCCCCAACCUGUUGUGUGUGUGUCGUAUUCUGCUCGCUCCACUCUUGGGUCACCUCAUCAUCCAGCAGCACUUUCACCUCAGCCUGGCUCUGUUCACACUGGCGGGAGCAACCGACCUGUUGGACGGCUACAUCGCCCGGACGUGGCCCACUCAGAAGUCGGCGUUGGGCAGCGCCCUCGACCCGCUGGCCGACAAAAUUCUCGUUAGUUUUUUAUACGUCAGUCUCACGUACGCUGGACUCAUACCAGCUCCACUGACGGCUCUAGUGAUCUUCAGAGACAUUGGUUUGAUAGCCGCUGUCUUCUGGAUCAGAUAUAAGACCGUACCUCCACCGGUUACACUUGGUAAAUUUUUUAACCCCUGCUACACCACAGCACAGCUCAAGCCUACACUUUUCAGCAAGGUGAACACAGCCAUCCAGCUCAUCCUGGUCGCAGCUUCCCUGGCUGCUCCGGUCUUCCAGUACACAGACAGUGUCGUGCUGCAGUGCAUAUGGUAUAUCACAGCGUUGACAACAGCAGCGUCGGGCUACAGCUACUGGCACUACGGCCGCAAGACCGUCAAGGUGCUGAACACCAAGUCGCCAUGAUGGCCGCACCAGGGAGACGGCCAGGAGGCAGAACAAAAGGCAGCGGACAGCCGCCGCGAGAGAGACUCUGAUCGUCCGGGGGCAAAAGUCGGCGCGACAGCUGGACGAUUGCCACGAGCACUGAGAGCAAGUAGCUUUGACAACCAUUUUACGAGUCGCCAUGGCGAUGAUGAUGAUGAUGAUGAUGAUGAUGCAUGCAAACCAACCUGGAGGCUGGAGACGGUUCAGUGCAACACACGCUACUAGAAAGGCCUAAGAGUGGACCGGCUUUGGACAAGAGACACGUGCUCAGAUAGAAACAGAAAUAUAGACCAUCCAGACACACACACACACAUACACGUCAAGAGCGUGUGAAGUCAUCUAGAGCUUCUAUUUUUUUUGUUAGUAAUUUCUUUCGAGCGGUUGUGAUGUCAUCCUAAUCAGUGUCACAUGAUUGUCAGUUUUCUUCUAAACCAAUGAUUUAUGAUUAAAAGACUGAAAAUCUCCA